This is a messenger RNA of Penicillium pulvis, 717 nucleotides long. RefSeq names its product BTB/POZ domain-containing protein. The record is from RefSeq and is a predicted model, not a curated record. Bases 1 to 717 code for a protein of 238 amino acids. Gene Ontology annotation, molecular function: protein binding. Lineage: Eukaryota; Fungi; Ascomycota; Eurotiomycetes; Eurotiales; Aspergillaceae. The transcript has a single exon.
AUGCUGAUUGAAUUUGCAAGCGAUCUGAGUGGUGGUAUUGUGCAGAUCGAUGUGGGGGAAUCCAAUACCCCGUUUGAUGUUCACUUGGAACUCUUAUGUACCUGUUCUUCAUACUUUGACAACAAAUUUUCAAGUCGUUGCGACGAAGCUAUUACAGAGCCAUUCAUUUUCUUCCCAGACGAUGAUCCGCAAGUUUUUGCUCAAAUCAUCCUGUGGAUGUACCGUGGCGACAAUUCUGUUGAGGAGCUCAAAAGCAAGGAACUAGACUUCCUGAUUCGACUUUGGAUUCUGGCCGGCAAACUCGAAAUGAAAGAUUUGCAGAAAUUGGUGAUGGCGAUAUGUGAGAAAAAGUCCGGACAUAUGGGCCAAGACACAGUCAAUUACAUCUAUUCCCACACCUUGCCUGAAUCCCAAAUGCGGCGUCUGGCAGUGGACAUAGGGGUGCGAAGCGCCACUACGAAAGAUUUUGAGAAAGAAAAAGGGAAAUUUUCGCGGCCCUUUCUGGAGGAUCUGUGCGCUGAAUUGAUCAAGAAAAGAGUGGAUGCAGAUUUGCCUAUCCCUUUGCGCAAUUUUCCAGAGGAUCGUCAUUCCACUCGCCUAUCACCAUCGACCGACCUUGAGGAACAGAUAUUCCGACCGGAAGGGGAGGUCGACACCAAAAAACCUGCUACUGUGGCCCAGAUGAAUUCAAGGAGGGUCAAACGCGGAAAAAUUUAA